This is a messenger RNA of Oncorhynchus keta (chum salmon), 1229 nucleotides long. Its product is annotated as contactin-5-like. The record is from RefSeq and is a predicted model, not a curated record. The transcript is spliced from 8 exons. Gene Ontology annotation, biological process: dendrite self-avoidance; homophilic cell-cell adhesion; axon guidance. Gene Ontology annotation, molecular function: cell-cell adhesion mediator activity. Gene Ontology annotation, cellular component: plasma membrane; axon. NCBI's taxonomy places the organism in Eukaryota, Metazoa, Chordata, Actinopteri, Salmoniformes, Salmonidae. The coding region runs from base 54 to 1229 and encodes 391 amino acids.
AUUUUUCCAAAACUGUAGCAUGGAGGCAAGUAUCAUACGCAGCAGUGUUGAGAAUGAAACCGGACAGCUCGUCGUCACUGAUAAGUUCACGGCCACAGCUUCGACAUGGACAUGACCACGGUGUAGGGAUUUUGACUCCUGACUGGCCGGCAUCCUUCUCCAACCAUCACCUGUCUGCCCUCAGUCUGCUCAGCUCCCAGGAGGAAUAUAGUAGCCAAGAGAGUGAAGAGUUUGGGCCAGUGUUUGUCCAGGAACCAGAUGACGCCAUCUUUCCGUUGCACUCUGAGGAGAAGAAAGUGAUGAUGAGCUGUGAAGCCAGAGGCAAUCCUGUACCUGUAUACAGUUGGUUUAUCAAUGGAACAGAAGUGGAUAUUGAGGCAGUUUACCGUUACAGCUUGAUCGACGGCAACUUGAUAAUAACCAACGCCAGCGAGACGGCGGACUAUGGGAGAUACCAGUGUAAGGCAGAGAACAGCUACGGGACGGUCCUGAGUCGGGAUGCACUGCUACAGUUUACCUAUCUGGAGUCCUUCAGUGGGAGGACGAGAGGAGGCGUGUCUGUAAGGGAAGGACAAGGAGUGGUGCUCAUGUGUACUCCACCCCCUCAUUCACCAGAGAUUAUCUACAACUGGGUUUUCAACGAGUUCCCGUCAUUUGUUGCCGAGGACAGCCGGCGGUUUAUCUCACAGGUAACGGGCAACCUGUAUGUCUCCAAGGUGCAGCCUAGCGACGUGGGCAGCUACAUCUGUCUGGUGAAGAACACGAUGACCAACGCCAGGGUCCUCAGCCCGCCCACUCCACUCACACUCAGAACAGAUGGUAUAAUGGGAGAAUAUGAGCCUAAAAUCGAGGUGCAUUUCCCCCAGUCUGUCCUGGCUGCCAGAGGAGUCACCGUGAGUCUGGAGUGUUUCGCCCUGGGGAAUCCCGUCCCAACCAUAACGUGGAGGAAGAUGAAUGGUAACAUCCCUAAGAAGGCUCGUCUGAGGAAGUCCCAGGCUGUUCUGGAGAUCCCUAAUGUACAGCUUGAGGACACUGGGACCUACGAGUGUAAAGCGGAGAACCCCAGGGGAGGAACAGCUUUCAAAGGACACAUCCAGAUCUACACCUUCCCCCAGUGGAUCAGCAUCAUAAACGACAGCCAGAAGACAGUGGAGAUCAGCUGCAUGGGAGUGCAAGGCCACAGGGAUCAUUUAGACCCAUAUACCCUAGUUCUAGAAUGGACAGCAUGA